Messenger RNA from Cercospora beticola, 753 nucleotides. Its product is annotated as cytochrome c oxidase subunit 7. The record is from RefSeq and is a predicted model, not a curated record. Lineage: Eukaryota; Fungi; Ascomycota; Dothideomycetes; Mycosphaerellales; Mycosphaerellaceae.
CACCAGCCAUUGCGAACACAACCACUCCACUCCGACCGCGAAACAUCACCCAUCAUGCGUGCCACACUCGUCCGAAGGGCAGGGAUGCCUCAAUUCCCUGGCAUGUACCGCAAGAACAACGUGCCAGCCUGGCAACGUCUCCACCAGACUCACGAUGGCGUCAGACAAUGGAACAAGGGUCCACGUGCCAAGUACAUGCUCUACCCAUACUACGGUCUUCUGAUCGCGACUACUGCUGCUUCGCAGUACAUGAUGUUCCGCAUGGUCUUUGGCAAGAAGACGUGGUUCUAGAUGCACCAGGGAACGCGCUGAGGAAGAGUAGAAACGACAUGGCUCCGGAUAGGCAGUGCAAAGAAGUACGUGUAUAGAUCAGCCAGUAUCGAGGACUACGGAUUUCUUUUGUGUUGAGGAACUACGCCGCACUACCAUUCCGCCUGGCGACAUCUCUAUAUGCUGCUAUCGUCCUAUCCCUCUUCGGCCGCUCCAUUCCUGUAUUUGGACGGCGUGCCGCUCAGCGUCUAUCCCGGCUCAGCGCCCAAAUUCCGAUGACCUUUACUCCUGGGGUAUGAUAUGGGAAUCUCCCGUCAUGACUUCGUCAAACAUGCCGUUGUGAGCGUAAUGACUUUCUAGCUCGUUCAACGUCUGAGACCAGCAUUGAGCCAAUCACUUCUGCAAGGACUUCUUGAUAUUGUGAAAGAAUGCAAAUAGAGAGCCGCCCAAUCUUAAAGGUAAGUUAGCAGAAUGUAAGUACUU